AUGGAUUCGAUUAACGAAUUAUUGGGCUGCAAACCGCUCAUUUAUAUUAAAACGUCAGAGUUGGAAGUGGGAAAGCGGUACCACAUCACUGGAGGCGAAAGAAUGAAAACACGAUAUGGACAGACUAUCGUCGUGGAUUUGGAGGGUACUAUGCGGCUAUCUUUACCAUCGCGCUAUAGUAAAUGUAGCGAUAAUGUGUUGGACGACUUCAAUACAGGGAAGUUGCAGCGGUGCGGUCAAUUCCAAAAACUUGGAAUUCCAUCUUCUUAUAUAAUAGACCAUGAAAAUGUAGAUUUAGAUAAGGAAUGCGUUUUGUAG
Hermetia illucens (black soldier fly) is the source of this 318-nucleotide messenger RNA. RefSeq lists its product as uncharacterized. The record is from RefSeq and is a predicted model, not a curated record. Bases 1 to 318 code for a protein of 105 amino acids. Lineage: Eukaryota; Metazoa; Arthropoda; Insecta; Diptera; Stratiomyidae. The transcript is spliced from 3 exons.